Aphanomyces invadans is the source of this 2020-nucleotide messenger RNA. RefSeq lists its product as hypothetical. The transcript is spliced from 2 exons. Bases 33 to 1391 code for a protein of 452 amino acids. Lineage: Eukaryota; Oomycota; Saprolegniomycetes; Saprolegniales; Verrucalvaceae. The record is from RefSeq and is a predicted model, not a curated record.
CACUGAUUGUGGCCGCGGCGAGCGUCGGCGUUAUGGCCGUGGAACUGAUCAUCGACGAUGACACGGACAUCAGCACUGUCGACGUGGAUGCAGGCGGGGUGCGACGUAGUGUACGUGCCCCGAAGAAACCAUCCCACUCGUACAAGGACGUCUUGGAGAAGGAGGACAUCAGGUCUGAGGUCCUGAAGAUUGAAAGAGCUUCCAAACGAGUGGAAGCAGGUCAAGCGGAGGCGCUGAACGUGGACGUGGCGAGGAAACCUUCCAAGAAGCGAAGCCGAGGAACGGAGGACGAUGGCGUAGGAUUCCCCUCGCAAAGCAUCGUCACAUUGACCAUGCCGGAAGACAUCGCGGUUAUCGUGAACACAUACAAGCCAUGCAUUGUGUGCCACGAAUUGCUCGGCGUCGACGGCUUGUCGUACUGCCUCGAUUGUACCAAGUACUUUCACGGAUUGUGUUUGAAAGGCUCAACCAUUCCAUUGAACUGUUCGUCCUGCGAGCGAACACGCGAAGCAAGCAACACGGCGUCCAAAUACAAGAACGAGCGUGUGUUGGGGGAAUACAUCCGAGUGGGUCCUUCGAAGAACUUGUUUCAGUAUCGAAUGACGUUGUUGCAUCGAUAUACCCACCCUCAUUUGUACAAGGGCUUGAAACACACUGCCAAACCGUCCACGCCGCUGGCCACCCCUGUGAAGGCGUCCCCAAAGAGCAAGAGCGCUGCGGGGAAGAAGCAUCACAAGAAAAAAGCUCCCUUCCGUGGCGUCAAGGAUUCUACGACGACACAAAUUGGAGCGAACGAAGCAGACGAUGCCGAUGCGUUCUUUGAGCUAACUUCAGAUCCUGUCGCGUUGCCGAACAAGGCAGUCGACUCCCCAAGAAAGAAACCCCGACCUGAUGAUCGAGUCACGGCUAUCGCGGUCGGUCUGGAAGACGACGAAGCCAGGGACAACGGGAACGAUGCCCUGGACGGCAGUGACAGCAACGCAUUGCCGAACGAGACCGACAUCACCGCGCCACCACAGCCGUCUGCGGUGCAAGAGACAGUGGAAAAUCUCAUAGAAAUGGUGCUCGUGAAAGUCGAUCGCCAUCCCGACGGAAGCAUUCUCGAGGAAGCGUCGACCGCGGACUUUUCCGAUUUGCGCGAGUUUCAUGGCAUUCCACUCGUGACUUCGCCACUCGUCCCGCUUCGACCAGUCCCGACACCGACCCCACGAGGUGCCCACGACCUCGAAGACGUCCCAAUGCUUUUUGAGAACAUCGUGGACGACGAGCAUCACGAACCGGCCGAAGUGACGGAGUCGUACGAGUCGGCGUGGCCGGCUGGCAUGAUGCCCGACUCCACAGCAGUCACCGAGAACCCAAUUGCAGCUUCCGAGGACAGGAAAAAUGCGUAAACAAGGACAGGUUGGAUUGAAUGGAGCAUAGUCCUGCGUUCGUGCCGGAUAUGCCAGAACGGAGCAGCUUAGGCCAGUGUGCUGUAAUUCCACGACUUCGCUUUCGUGGUCUCCGCCCUCGGUUGCGAUGGGUGGCUGCACAUGCUCGGAAUCGGUUGACUGCUGCCCAUGUGUCUAGGCAAAGGUGCUGUAGCGGACAACGGUGCCUUCUUUGCCAGAGUGCACUUGGGCUCGUUGUGGCGUUGUUUGGUCGUAUUCGUCGGUUGAUUCCAUCUCGUUCCUGGAUCGGGCGUGGGCAAAUGGACUGAUGUGGGGCACUUCCUCGACGCGUCCUGUUCUUUCCAAGCAAACCAUCUCGUUCCAAAGCACCGUCGCCGUGUAGAACCUCAUUACAAACUGUCGAGCUCUUGGCGUGCGUUCCGUACCUAGCUGCCAAACGAUCGUUGCGGCAUCAAACGUUCUCAACUUCUUGCUGCCAUCCAAAUGCUCAUCCACGUGGACCAGAUCGUCGCUAGCAUGUCAUGACAGAGUCUUCUCAAGGCCCUUCGCCAGCCGACCAUCAUCGGACAGCCGGAUGAAGCUCACGGCACUGCAUCUUGUCGGGACAUCUCGGCCGCCUUCAAUUGGUU